Olea europaea var. sylvestris is the source of this 1165-nucleotide messenger RNA. Its product is annotated as 2-hydroxyisoflavanone dehydratase-like. The transcript has a single exon. Gene Ontology annotation, molecular function: hydrolase activity. NCBI's taxonomy places the organism in Eukaryota, Viridiplantae, Streptophyta, Magnoliopsida, Lamiales, Oleaceae. The record is from RefSeq and is a predicted model, not a curated record. Bases 76 to 1059 code for a protein of 327 amino acids.
UAUAUUUGUCGAAUAUCAUCUAUCAAUAAAAAAGUAUCUGCUAUUUUCUCAUUUACAACUCACCAGCAUAGAAUCAUGAACACAACCAUGCCUUCAAACACCACCAAAGAAGUGGUCCACGACCUCUCUCCUUAUCUUAUGGAGUACACAGAUGGAACCAUCGAGAGAUUCGUAGUUACACAUAAUGUCCCACCGUCACCGGAGGACCCAACUACUGGCGUAGCCUCCAAAGACAUAAUGGUCAGUUCACCGGAGGUUAAAGCCAGACUAUUCCUCCCAAUCCCAAAGUUAACAGACUCCAACCAAAAACUCCCCGUUUUAGUCUACUACCAUGGCGGUGGAUUUAUCGUUGAAUCCCCCUAUUCUUUGCUCUUCCACCGUUACAUGAACAGUUUAGCCGCCGAAGCAAAAGCUCUAAUCGUUUCUGUUGAAUACAGGCUCGCCCCUGAAUACCUUCUACCUAUAGCCUAUGAAGAUUCAUGGACUGCCCUUCAAUGGGUGGCGUCGCACGUUAUUGCAAACGCUAGUAUCGAAAAGGAUGAAUGGGUUACUAAACAUGGUGAUUUUGGCAAACUGUAUAUCGGCGGCGAUAGUGCAGGUGGAAAUGUAGCGCAUAAUAUUGUUCUCCGAGCUGGGGUGGAACCGUUGCCUGGGGAUGUGAAAAUCUUAGGUUCAUUUCUAUCUUGUCCUUAUUUCUGGGGAUCAAAACCAGUUGGGUCGCAAUCAAAAGAAAAUUUGAAAGGUUUUGCUUAUAAAGUUUGGAUGUGUAUUUAUCCACCAGCCUCUGGUGGGAUUGACAAUCCAAUGAUCAAUCCAUUUACAGAGGACGCCCCGAGCUUAUCCGGGCUGGCAUGUUCAAGGCUGCUGGUUUGUUUAGCAGAGAAGGAUGCAUUUACGCCUAGAGGCAUUCUUUACGUUGAGACUCUGAAGAAAACUGGGUGGAAUGGCGAAGUGCAGCUGGUGGUGGUUGAUGGCGAGGAUCAUUGCUUUUAUCUGCCCAAUCCUAACACUGAGAAAGCAAAGGAUCUGAUUAAGCUUUUGGCUUCUUUCAUUUCUUAAACAUGAUCUUCUCAAGUAAACAUGCAGAUUCCGAUUGUUGUAGAAAUUUCUGUAGAACAUGUUUGUUUAAGUAAAUAAUGUUGAAAUAUAAGUAAAUAAGUUUUUA